ACACGGAAGUACCGAUGAUGGGAAGCGCCUGGAAAGCCGAGCGUACUUGCGUCUUGCCACGCAGGCACACGCAACAGUCAACCGAACCCACCCCAGUGCGAAAGUGGAAUAGGCCCAACUUGUCGCAAAUCCACGUAGUUGGCGAUUGCCGUUAGCUUGUUUAGCUUACGUGGACGUCAGCGCACCAUGGACCUGCCACAUCAUGGGUACCGACCAACAAAGACAAGAGCCCGUGCACCUCCACCAUCAGCAGACCCCCUGCUGUUUGAUGACACCAGCUCUUCACAGCCAGCCAUGAACAGUCAGGGAUACUACACCCCGGGAUACAGCAUGGCAGCCCCCAUAGGUGGCCCUCAAGUAGACCCUGCAGGAAACAAUCUGUUUGCAGACCCGAUGGCCAAUGCCGCCAUGAUGUAUGGUUCAACACUGGCCAAUCAGGGAAAGGAUAUGGUUAACAAAGAGAUCAGCAGAUUCAUGUCCAUGAACAAGCUGAAGUAUUUCUUUGCCGUGGACACCAGAUAUGUCGUGAAGAAACUUAUGCUCCUAAUGUUCCCAUACACACAUCAGGACUGGGAAGUUCGUUACCAUCGGGAUACUCCUAUGACGCCAAGACAUGACGUGAACGCACCUGAUCUUUACAUACCGACAAUGGCGUUCAUUACGUACAUUCUACUUGCUGGAAUGGCCCUCGGCAUUCAACAAAGAUUCAGUCCAGAGGUGCUUGGACUGUGUGCCAGUACGGCUCUGGUCUGGAUCAUCAUCGAGGUGCUGGUGAUGCUGCUCAGUCUUUACCUGCUCACCGUGCACACCGACCUCUCCACGUUUGACCUCCUUGCUUACAGUGGAUACAAAUACGUUGCGAUGAUUCUCACCGUGUUGAGUGGCUUACUUUUUGGCAGUGAUGGCUAUUUUGUGGCUCUUGCCUGGUCCUCUUGUGCCAUCAUGUUCUUUAUAGCUCGCUCGUUGAAAAUGAAGAUUCUCUCCUCUCUGUCUACUGAUUCGAUGGGUGCGGGAGCCAGUGCAAAACCUCGACUCCGCCUCUAUAUCACAGUGGCUACCGCUGCCUUUCAGCCAUUCAUAAUCUAUUGGCUAACCUCACACUUGGUCAGGUGACAAUAAGGGGCAGAUCACACCAAAGGCUAAUCGUGCUGGAUCUAAAAAGACCCCUGUUAAGCCAUUAGGACAUGUGCUUAAUUCAUUCAAAGUUUAAUAAACCUGCCAGUUAUGAUCCCCUGUCAACUUAUAAAACAUAAAUGUUGAGCUUCUUGUGAGCUUGUUUGAAGUGUUGAUGGCAUUUUCAAUGAUUUACCAGCAAAGUAAAUGAAUAUUGCCUACUAAAAGCUUGUACUUUACAAAUUGUG
Molecule: messenger RNA, 1361 nt
Organism: Gadus macrocephalus (Pacific cod)
Lineage: Eukaryota; Metazoa; Chordata; Actinopteri; Gadiformes; Gadidae
Gene: yif1a
Product: Yip1 interacting factor homolog A (S. cerevisiae)
Exons: 9
Coding region: 187-1113 (308 amino acids)
Biological process (GO): endoplasmic reticulum to Golgi vesicle-mediated transport
Cellular component (GO): endoplasmic reticulum-Golgi intermediate compartment; endoplasmic reticulum membrane; COPII-coated ER to Golgi transport vesicle
Source: RefSeq, a predicted model, not a curated record